AUGUCGAAUCCAGUUCGACUUCGUGAUUUAAUAAGACAAAUACGUUCAGCUAAAACAGCAGCUGAAGAACGUGCAGUUGUACAAAAAGAAUGUGCUUAUAUAAGAGAUUCAUUUCGUGAUGAAGAUAAUACAUGGCGAUGUCGAAAUGUAGCUAAAUUACUUUAUGUUUCAUUACUUGGUUAUCCAGCACAUUUUGGACAACUUGAAUGUUUGAAAUUAAUUGCAUCAACACGUUUUACAGAUAAACGUAUUGGUUAUUUAGGAGCUAUGUUAUUACUUGAUGAACGACAAGAUAUUCAUGUACUUAUUACAAAUUCAUUGAAAAAUGAUCUGAAUCAUUCAAAUCAAUAUAUAACCGGUUUAGCAUUAUGUGCAUUAGGUACAAUUUGUUCACCUGAAAUGAGUCGUGAUUUGGGUGGUGAAGUUGAAAGAUUAAUGAAAUCCACAAAUCCAUAUUUAAAGAAAAAAGCUGUUCUAUGCGCUGUUCGUAUAAUACGAAAAGUUCCUGAACAAUUUGAUGUUUUUCAAAAUUCAGUUCGAAGUUUACUAACGGAAAAAAAUCAUGGUGUUCUUCUUACUGCAACGUCUCUUGUUACUGAAAUGUGUCAACAAAAUACUCAAGCAUUACAAAGCUUUCGAAAAUUAGUACCAAAUCUUGUUCGUAUUCUUAAAACUUUAAUUAUGUCUGGAUAUAGUCCAGAACAUGAUGUAUCAGGAAUAAGUGAUCCAUUUUUACAAGUACAUCUUUUACGUUUAUUACGCAUAUUAGGUCGAAAUGAUAGUGAAGCAAGUGAAGCUAUGAAUGAUAUUCUUGCUCAAGUAUCAACAAAUACAGAAAAUAGCAAAAACGUUGGAAAUGCUAUUUUAUAUGAAACUGUUUUAACAAUUAUGGAUAUUAAAUCAGAAUCUGGAUUGAGAGUUUUAGCUGUGAAUAUUUUGGGUCGAUUUUUAUUAAAUAAUGAUAAAAAUAUUCGUUAUGUUGCAUUAAAUACACUAUUACGUGUAGUACAUGUUGAUCAUAAUGCUGUACAAAGACAUCGAGCAACAAUUGUUGAAUGUCUUAAAGAUGCUGAUGUAUCAAUUAAACGUCGUGCCAUGGAAUUAUGUUUUGCACUAAUUAAUUCAAAUAAUAUACGAACAAUGACAAAUGAAAUGUUAGAAUUUCUUGGAACAUGUGAAGCAGAAUUUAAAGCAGAUUGUACAUCAAAUAUGUUUUUAGCUAUGGAACGUUUUGCAUCAUCAAAACGAUGGCAUGUCGAUCAAAUGAUUAAAGUUCUUACUACUGCUGGAAAUUCUGUUCGUGAUGAUAUUGUAUCAAGUUUAAUUGGUAUUAUAUCAUCAUCACCUGAUCUUCAUGGCUAUACAGCACAUCAAUUAUAUAAAAUAAUUCGAAAUGAUAUUACUCAACAACCACUUGUUCAAGUAGCAUCAUGGACAUUAGGUGAGUUUGGUGAUUUAUUUGUUAAUAGACAAUAUGAACAACCAAAUGAUGGAGAAAAUCUUCAAGUUACAGAAAAUGAAAUAGUUGAUAUAUUAGAACGAGUAUUGAAUUGGUCAAUAAGUACAGUUGUUACACGUGAAUAUGCCAUUAAUGCAUUAAUGAAAUUAAGUACACGUUUUCCACGUUGUUCAGAUCGAAUACAAUCUAUAAUGACAUACUAUGCAUGUAAUAUGAACCUAGAAUUACAAACACGUGCUGUUGAAUAUACAUCGCUUUUUACUAAACAUAAUAUUAUCAGACCAAGUAUUGUUGAACGUAUGCCAGUUCUUAUCAGUAAUCAAUCAUCAAAUACAAAUACUAAUGAACAGCAAGAACAAAUAUAUAAUCAAGAAGAAAAUACAUCAAACGAUAGACAAAUAAAUCAUACGCCAUCGAAUGAGCCUGGCGUUGAUUUAUUGAAAUUUCUUGAUGAACCUCUUCAAACAAAUGGAUCUAUUCAUCCUCAUGAACAACAACAACAAAAACCUUUAUCAUCAAAUCCACUUACAGAUUUAACUUUCGGUGAUGAUAUAUCACAUAAUCAUUCGAAUAAUAUUAUUCCACCAAUGAUAGCAUUAGAUAAAAAUGGUUUACGUAUUGUAUUUACAUUUGAACGAGAAGAUACAAUAUUAACAAUUCAUUCUAAAGCAACAAAUACUACACGAUAUCCAAUAACAAAUUUUAUAUUUAAAGCAGCUGUACCAAAAACAUUUACUAUUGAAUUAUAUCCACCAGAUAAUACAGCAAUACCAGCAAAUAAUUCUGGAGAAAUUAAUCAAAUAAUAAAAAUUUUAAAUCCGAAUAAAGAAAAACUUCGUAUGAGAAUUAAACUUAAUUAUUUCUUUAAUAAUUCAUCAAUGAGUGAUGAAGCUGAGUUAAAUACAUUUCCUGAACAGUGUUAUAAUUAA
Messenger RNA from Rotaria sp. Silwood1, 2388 nucleotides. Lineage: Eukaryota; Metazoa; Rotifera; Eurotatoria; Philodinida; Philodinidae. The record is from the annotation of a GenBank genome assembly.